This is a messenger RNA of Drosophila ficusphila, 4046 nucleotides long. It is a transcript of the gene dlt, whose product is annotated as protein disks lost. Gene Ontology annotation, biological process: chromatin organization. The record is from RefSeq and is a predicted model, not a curated record. Bases 288 to 3983 code for a protein of 1231 amino acids. Gene Ontology annotation, cellular component: nucleus. The transcript has 2 exons. Lineage: Eukaryota; Metazoa; Arthropoda; Insecta; Diptera; Drosophilidae.
AAAGUAUCUGGUACUCCAGUUUGCAUGUGUGUUAUGCAGGAGUAGAGAGUUGGUGUUAGUGUGUGUACGUCAUCGGGUGAUGGUGGUGCGGCAACUUCAGCCGAAAGAAAGCGUGAGAGAGAGCUCUCUCUUGCUCUGCUUCCCUCGUUGGAUGUUUGUGUUUGCGAGAGUUAAGUGUCGAGUUCAAAAAGGAAACAAAAGGGAGAGAGAAGUUGAAAGGUCAAAAAUAGCUCGAGCUGAGACAGAAAUAAAUAGCGCAGCGCGGGUCAUGCUCCGGAGAUUUUAAAAUGACUAUGUCGGAGGAAAAGCAUUUGCAGAAGCUGCUUGCGCAAUUGGAGAAGGUGCCACGCCUCCAGCUGCAGCAGAAGUUCGUCGCCUACUUUAAAAGGGGCGGAAAGGGAAAUAACCAAAACAAUUGCAGCCUAGAAGAGUUUGCCGCUUAUUUCUUGGCUGCACUGCGCAAGACCACCAAGCCAUAUUUCUACAGUCGCAGUUCGGAGACUCCGGUGCAUUCCCUAACCCCCAUUCGUCAGGCCAAGCCACCGCCUGCCGAUGCACCCAAGAAUCUGGAGGAGCAGCCACACCAACUUAGCGACUCUCUUCUGAAUCGGAGCAGCUGCAGUGUGUCCUCCACUUCGACUACCACUCCGUCUCGUCAACAGCCGCAGGGUCGAAGAUCCACGCCCGCAAGUGGCGGUCAGUUUUGCAGUACGCCUAACAGGAGUGGCGGCGGUGGAGCCGGCGGAGGAGGGAACAGCUUCUGCCUGGGCGACUUUUUGUCCACGCCCAACCAAAGUCAUCAAAGAUCCAAGAAGAAGACAACGCCUCAACAACAGCAGCAUAAUCAACAUUCAGGAGCGAUUACAGGAACUGCCGCCGGAGCAACACCUCAAUCCAAACCGCGUCGACGGGUCUUACCCAUGACCAUCAGCAAGAAUGUCUCAGCCAACUCUUCGUUUGGCGACACUAGUUCCUUUAGCAAUGAUAACAACCUAUGGCGAAUCUCGCAGAACAGCGAAAUCUUUGAUAGAAGUCAAGGUGCGGCCCUGGAAAUGGAGGCCCGCAAAUCCCUGCUGCUUAACAAGCAGGAGAUUAAAAGCGAGGCGCCCGUGAAUGUCAGUCAGCAGGAGAGAACGCCGGAAGACGAGGUAAUCGCUGGGGAAUGCUUGAGCCUGGAGGAUGUGAGCGAUACCAACCAGUUGGUGCUACUCUCCGCAAUUUAUGGCCUUCUGAUGGAUCUGAAUCUAGUGCCUAAUGUCUUGAGCGAACUGAGCUUUGUGUUGCAGUUGCUUAACAUAAGAGAUCCUGGACAACACCCAGUGGAGUCGGAUGCUCCUUCUGCGCCUCUCGAGCGACUCGCCCAAUACAAAAGCUGUGUUUACUUCGCCUUGAAACUGCUGGAGAACCAGCAAAAGUUGCUUCUGCAGCUGGACAAGAGGACUUUGGUGGUGUUGCUUCAAAACGAGAGAUUGAGCCUUCUGCCUCCGGAAAUCGUCAAACAACUGGAGGUCUCCUGCCAACAGAAACAGGAGACGUCCACACCCUUCGCACACGAAAGUUCUUCUUUUUCGCAGCAAAAUGUCUACUACCACGUGGAGAAGGACUCGCGGGAGAACUUUCCGACACAAAACGAGUUUGGGGCCUUCAAGGCCCAGAGGGAUCUCUUCUACAAAGCCCUGAAGCAGUGGGAGCAGAGUCACCUGAAUCGAAUGUUCAACUUUGCCAGCGAACUAACGCCACGAAUUAAAGAAAUCUUUAAGGUAUCGGAGCACCCGGUGAAUAUGGCCCACUUUGCCAAGUUGUUUGUCAGCCAGCUGUUAAUCUCGGGCACAGAGACCGCUGAAUCUCCCGAAGAGCUGGGCCUCAAGCUGGAUCCCCUCAGGCACAACAAACUGGCCCAGCGCCUGGUGACCUCCAACUCGAGUGUAGAGGGUCAGUUUCCACGGUCGCAAGCCUUCUUUCGAGACUUUAUUGCCGGCUGUUCAUCGGUGGCUUUUCUUGUGCAUCUCAAACUGGCUCUCUUUGUCCAGCUGUUGCGCCACAACGAUUCCACCUUCGAUUUGCUCCAGCUGGCCGAGGAUGUGGGCACGGAGGAGCAGUCCGCCCAGCAGGGUCCGUGCAUUGUUCGCGUCCAGACCAUGGCCAACAUGCUGAUUUUGUCCAAGUUUCUGGGCUUUGUAACUGUUUUGCCUUUCAGUGGAACCACGCAGCACGGCAGUCCCUCAGCGCCGUAUGUUUGCCCCCAGCAGUUGCAGCUUCGCAGCCACUUUCACCCGAACUUCAAUCUCCGCGAGAUACUUGAGCGCUCCAUGCGGCAAGGAAAGCUGCUCAUCACAUUGCCGUGGCUGGUUCAAUAUCUGGUUAUGCUCGAUCUGGUUAGCUUGCACCUUCCAGACUCUUUGGCCACUUUGGAGCUGCUCUACGGAUUGUAUGCUGCCAUACACGUGGACAAACUGCAGUCCGGGGCUGUGUUCAUAACCAGAAGUUGCAUUGGCUGGUUGCUGGAUGCUCAGCCGCAGUUGGUGAACAACUACUACAAUUACCGGGCUCAUGAGGCUGAAAAUGGCACCACCUCAGCGAUUGUGGAGCUCUGCCUGAGCAGUCUUCGUUGCCCCGAGAAGUCAUUUGCUCCCCUGAUGGAUGAACUUCUGCCUGUUGCCUGUCCCUUUCUCCAAGAGUUCCGGGUGAGCAUCACGCCCUCUCGCCAGGCGAGGAGCGGUCGCUUCCGGUACAUAACCACUCGGUUGGAGCAGCUGCAGCAGAGUAGCAGUGCCACCGCCAAGGAGGCGCUGGCUCCCAGCGAACUAUCUCCCACGGAGCAGCAGCAGCGCAAGUUGGCCGACGCCUUCCUGCACUCGCAGAACGCCUCCACCAGAAGAUUAAUUGAGUUCGUGACGGAGCGCAGCUUUAAGUGUGUGGUCAAGGAUGCCCAGCAGGAGAUUCUGAUCCCAUCGAAGGCCUCGGCGGAUGCCGAGGUCAACGAAAUCAGCUCUAUGAAGCAGGAUGAGGUUUACCAGAAACUGCAGCAGAUUUUCCAGGCGGCCAAGGAGAAGGCCUGUCAGCGGUGGAAGGAGCAGGUGCCGCAGAUGUUGGACCGGCGCAUCGGUCAAUCCCUGGAGGCCCUUCUGCCCGCCAGCACCAACGCGGUUCUGCGUUCGACCUACGCCCAUUUGAUUCGCAUACAAGCUCAGUCCCAGUUGCAGCAGUGGCUCCAAUCCAGCGUGCUGCAGAGCACCUUCUACCACGGUGACUUACAGGAGCUGGCCACCAAGGUCUGCCACUCGAACAGGAACAAGGCGGAGGCGGCGACUGCCGCCGGUGGCUCCAGCGAGCUGCAGCUCAGUCCGGAUGUGGGCUUCAGCCUGUCGGAGCUGCUCUACCAGCUGCAGCAGUGGCUGCACUGCCUCAGCUUGCGUCCGGAAAACGUGGGCAGCAGGGAUGAGCUAACAGAGCUGCUCCGACGAUCCCAACGGGCGGUUCUGUUUCCCCAAAUGCCCACGGUUUUCUAUCACCUAAUUGGCUCGGGACUGGUGCAUCUUCUGCAAUUGCUCAUCAACCGAAAACCCAAUUUCCUCGACGAGGGUGUAGUCACCGCCUGCUGUUCUGUGUGGCACUCGCCGCAAUUUAUGGCCAGUGAAGCUGCGCCCGGAAUUUUCGAGGGUCUGCUCAGCAUCAGUUUCAUACAGGAAAUGGGCAACAAUCCCGAGAGCUUUUCUCUGCUGAAAAACCUACUGCAGGCCAUGUUGCAAUCGGGAGCAGUGCGGGCGGAUCAACUCAAUGAACUCUUUAUGCCGCUCUUUGCCGAAAAUUGGCCGCAGAAUGUGUGGAGCACUCUUUCCGACCUGCUGCAGCAACUCUCGCUUUCCGGAAUGGACACCAGCGGCCACGACGCCUCUGGAGGAGAUGACCACGAAGACGAGGCCAAGUCACACCUCUUCAUGGAGAUGCUGGCCGAUUUAUCGCGAGAUCUGGAUAGUUUUUAAGUUUCACCUGUUGGUUAUGUCAUUCACCAUUUAUGUUUCGAAUAAAGAAUUUAGUUUUUGUAA